This is a messenger RNA of Lytechinus pictus (painted urchin), 2287 nucleotides long. RefSeq names its product E3 ubiquitin-protein ligase TRIM33-like. Gene Ontology annotation, biological process: protein monoubiquitination. The coding region runs from base 260 to 1771 and encodes 503 amino acids. Gene Ontology annotation, molecular function: zinc ion binding; ubiquitin protein ligase activity. The transcript has 3 exons. Lineage: Eukaryota; Metazoa; Echinodermata; Echinoidea; Temnopleuroida; Toxopneustidae. The record is from RefSeq and is a predicted model, not a curated record.
ACAAGCUGACUGAGGUUAAUCGAUAGGGAACUGAUUGUUGGGGGUGAAGCACCGAUUGUCAUCCUUUUCCUGGAUGCGUGCAAAAUCGUCUAAAAUAUUUCCUACGUUAUUCUGUGUCAUUGUGUGUGUUGCGUAUUAUUCUAGGUUCGAUGAAAAAGAGAGGGAUAUUGGAUGUCAAAGAGUACCUUAGUUGGUAGAGUAGUGGUCUCGCAAUCCGGGUUUAAAACCCAGUCGGUGUGCCGGAUGUUCUUUGAUUCUGAUGCAAAAGAUGGCUUCAUCGAAACAACUAUCAGAUAGUCUAGAAUGUCCCAUUUGUCAUGAUCUACUCUGCAAUCCUAAACUUCUGCCAUGUUCACAUUCUUUUUGCGAAAGAUGUUUGACCGAACUUCACUCUUUUCAGCAAGCUGAUUCCGGGUUAACUUGUCAAGUGUGUCGCCAAAUUGCAAAUGUUCCGGGAAAUGAUGUGUGUAACUUUCCGACAAACCUAAUAGUCAAGUCCCUCGUCGAAGAUUUCAAAAGAAGAUCAGAUGCUAAGGUUGAACGUAUCAAAGGGAGUGGAGCAACCGCCAUUCAAGCUUGCACGGUUUGUGAUAGUGAGGAUCAAGAUAUUGCAACCUACUACUGCCAGAACUGUACGGAGUUCCUUUGCGAAGACUGCUUGCAACACCACAAUAGAUACAAGCGGAAUGCAUGCCAUGAGACUGUGAAAGCAAAUGACAUCGAGAUGGGAGUUGUCAAAAUGAAAUUCACAUGCCCUACACAUCCACAGGAACUGCAGCAGUUUGUGUGUACCACAUGUCUGGUUCGAAUCUGCUGCAGAUGCCGGGAGGUCGAACACAAAGAAGAUAGACAUGAAGUCAUCGCGAUUGCCAUGUACGAAGAGAAUCAACAUGAGAAAAUGGCAAUUAUGUUGGCGAAAAUUGAUGAAAGAGGUGUUGAUAUCAAUAAUUACUUGUCUGAAUUGCAGGAGACGGGUCAAAAUGUAAAAAGUAUCAUUUCUCAACGACGGCAAGAAGUUAAAAUUGCUUACGACACUGCAGAAGAACAAUUGCGAGGGAGAAGAGAUGAAUUGCUCAUUGAAUGCAGUAAUGAUGGUAACAAAUUCUAUCAGGAAUUGCAAGAAAAAGAAGAAUGCAUUAAUACAUUUCUAGGAGCUGUAUCUAAUCGGGCCUCUCUUGUGAACGAUGGCCUGGGAAAACUUUAUCAACCAGAUCUGUCACUCGCUGAUCAUGCAGCACGAUGGGGUGAUCUUGAAAGUUUUCUCAUGAAUGAAGACAUCUCCUCACUUCUCGCUCAGUUAUUAAACAUACGACAGCGUGCAGAAUCUUUGACCUCCCGUAUGGCUGCUUCUACCAUUGAUCUUAGCAUUGGAACUGUUCUCGUCAAGGACCAUCGUCUGGAUGGAGAACCAAAGAGUAGUGAUGGUAUAGCGAUAGCUCCGAGGAAAGGGGAUACUAUUUUCAAGAAGGAACCCUCCGAUGACCUUGUUUCACAUCCCGCUACGUCGACAAACGUAACCUCCCAAGCAAAGCCCACUUCCGACAGUCAAGCUCCUUAUGAAAGUCCCUAUGAUCGUCUUGAUCUUGGAACUCUAGAAAGGAAAAUAGAUGAUUUACAGGCCAGCAUGGCUACCAGUACGACUCCGAAAAACGAAAGCCAUUCUUUAAAUGGAGAACUCAGACGGACCUCCGAGUGUCCGGAUAUUAACAGGGCUAGUGUUCGUUCUCGAUUUUUAAAUCUUAGAUUUAGACUUAAAAACGGAACAUUCUAGCAUUUUUUGUUUUUAUCUUGAUCAGGAUAUAAUCAAAUAAAUUUAUUGGUGAGAGCACGAAGCGCGAUCUGAAAAUGUUUGAUAUUCCAACCUGAAAAACUCGACAGUUUAAGCACUCAUUUAGAUCAAGACAUGUAUUUCAAUAAAACGAGCAUGAAUACUGGGAUGAUUUUUUUAAUAGAUUUAUUCCGAAACUGGGCAUUCUUUUCACUUUUCGUAAUCAUGAAAAGAACGGGUGUCUCCUAAAUAAAUGAUGCGAAUUUAAAUUUUGGGGAUUUAGACCCAAAACGGGAAAUUCUAAUCAAACUUUGUUAAUAUUAGACAUGAUGUGUAUUUAACUUAACAAUUAUUGUGAAUGCAAAGCGAUAAGAAAUAUUUAAUAUAGGCCUUCUGACCUGGAAAGGUGACGUUUCAUGAACUGUUUUGGGGAAUCCAUGAAGAGGAUACGCAUCUCGCUAAUCAAAUAAUGCUCGCGCGUAGCGCGAGCUGAAAAUUGUUUAUAUUUAGCACUGUUUU